This is a messenger RNA of Mya arenaria, 1578 nucleotides long. RefSeq lists its product as uncharacterized. Bases 1 to 1578 code for a protein of 525 amino acids. NCBI's taxonomy places the organism in Eukaryota, Metazoa, Mollusca, Bivalvia, Myida, Myidae. The transcript is spliced from 2 exons. The record is from RefSeq and is a predicted model, not a curated record. Gene Ontology annotation, molecular function: zinc ion binding.
AUGGCUUCUAACUUAAGCUCCUCUGUGUAUCAAACUUCUGAUUUGAUUCAUGACUUUGCCUGCUCUCCAUGUAAAGAUGAUGGAUUAAACAAUGAAGCACAGUUCUGCUGUGGUGAGUGCAGGAAACAUUACUGCAACAUUUGUGUAGCGCACCAUAACAAACUGUUUAGGAAACAUUCAGUGCUUGGAAAGCAAGAUUUGAGCAAAUGGUUGGGGUAUGCAGGACAUAGCCCGAUAGAGAUAUGUGACAAACAUGGUGACAAGAAGCUUGAUAUGCUCUGUGAGGACCAUGAUGAACUGGUGUGCUAUGUUUGUGUGUCUCUCACUCAUAGAAUGUGUCAGAGUAUCAAGCACAUACCUGACAUAGCUGGAAAGGUUAAAAGCACAACAGAAUUCAAGCAGUUUCCUUUCAAUGUUAGGCUGACAUCAUCCAAGCUUCAGUCACUGUCUGAUAAAACACUACAGAACAAACAAUCUCUAAAAGAUGCUGGGAAGAAAAUACUUGCUGAAAUCAAGUCACUGAGGAAGAAAUUGAAUGACACAUUUGAUGAAUUAGAGACCAAGACAAACACAAUCUUACAAGACCAGCUCCAUGAUGUAGAUGAAUUUCUGCAAGAGGACAUUGAUAAAUGUACCCAACUCCAUGACAAACUAAGAACAUUUCUAGAAGCCAUUCAAUCCCAACAAGAUGACACCUCAUACAUAGCAUACAGAAAAUGUAAGGACAAGAUGAGAGAGGCAGAAAGCCUGAUACAGGAAUUAUCUGUUAAACCUGACACAAUCCUCACAUUCCACUCUGAUCCAAAGAUUGAACAGUUACUAUCUGGAUUGAACACACUCGGGGAAACCAUAGCGUUCCCAUGUAAAAAUACCUGGAAAUACUUUCCGCUAAGUCAUGUUUUUAAGGUGAAAAACAUAUCAAAGUCCAUUGUUAAAAUGCAAAGUGAUGUAGAAGGAUGUGGUUUAGGAGGUAUAUGUGAGCUGCCUGGAGGAGAGAUCCUCAUCACCGACUUCAAAAACAACAAAGUAAAGCUGCUGGACUCCCAGUACCAGGUGACCGCUACAUGUGACUUUCCUGUACAACCAAAUCAUAUUUGUCACAUUGCUGGAAAUGAAGCUGCAGUAUCUCUCUGUGACAAAAGUGUACACUUUAUUACACUCAAAGACAGAACAAUGACUGUUACAAGGAAUCUCUCAUUUCAACAUUUUUGUGCUGGUAUUUCUCACCACAGUGGUAACCUCUAUGUAGGUUCCCAUACAGCAAUCUAUCAUUACACCAUGUCAGGCCAGCUAAUGGGAAAGAUCUAUGAAGACAAAAGUGUCAUCUUAACAGUAAACAAAUUCACAGUCAGUAGAGACGGCACAACAAUCUUCAUACCUGCCUCUACUCACAAGAAGCUUGUAACUAUUAACACAAGUGGGAAAAUUCUGUCAACUCUUCAGGACCCUGACUUUGACUGGCCUAUUUCAGUGUGUGUGAGUGACAGUGGACAUGUGUUUGUCUGUUCACAUUUGUCAAGCAAUGUGACCCAGGUGGACAAGGAGGGCAAACACAAACUGGCCACACUGGCCAUAUAG